AUGGAGAAGAAGACAGAUUCUAAAGAGGUUUCCAUCCCUGAGGAUACCAGCUCGGGUGAUAUUUUACCAUUCCGACAGACGAAACGCGGUCUGACAUCUCGCCAUGUGCAAUUAAUGGCCAUCGGUGGUUCAAUUGGUACUGGACUUUUCGUAGGUAUUGGAUCCUACCUGCGGGAUGCCGGGCCGUUGUCAGUCUUCCUUGGGUAUCUUAUUUGGGGAUGUCUCUUCAUCUUGCCUGUCAAUUUAUGUGUUGGAGAAAUGGCUGCAUAUCUUCCUAUUCGUGGAUCAAUCUUUGAACUCGCUGCCAGGUUUAUUGACCCGGCAUUUGGGUUUGCUAUGGGCUGGGUAUACUUUUAUGGCGGUGUGAUGCUAGUAUGUACGGAGUACUCGGCAGUCGCGACAAUCAUGCAAUACUGGAACACAAGCGUCAACCCAGCCGUUUGGGUCGCCAUGGCACUGAUAGUUUGCACAGCGCUUAACCUUAUCUCCGUGAGAUGGUACGGCGAGAGCGAGUUUAUCCUAGCGUCGACCAAGGUCCUUCUCCUUAUUGGACUCGUCCUCCUCACCUUCAUCACCAUGGUCGGAGGAAACCCCAAGCACGAUGCUUAUGGCUUCAGGAAUUGGACCGAAGGCGUCAUGUUCGAAUACUAUACCGAGGGCACCACCGGCCGAUUUUUGGGCUUCUUCUCGGUCAUGGUCUUUGCGGCCUUCUCCGUGGCUGGACCCGAUCUCCCAGCCCUGGCCGCAGGAGAAAUCCAGAACCCACGAGUCACCAUCCCCCGAGUUGCAAAGAUGACUUUCUGGCGCAUUGUCGGAUUUUACGUCGUCGGAGUCCUAGCUGUGGGCAUCAUCUGCAGCCCACGCGACCCACGUCUCAUCUCGGCAAUUAGUGACGGUGCUUCAGGCUCCGCUGCUUCACCUUGGGUCAUCGGAAUCGAAAACCUCGGUAUCAAGGGUCUGCCCGAUCUGAUCAACUUCCUGAUUUUGUUAUCGGGCUGGUCAUGUGGAAAUGCAUACCUUUACAGCUCCAGCCGAACGCUCUACUCUCUCGCCCGCGAUGGCCAAGCGCCAAAGUUCCUUUUAAAAUGCACUGCAUCCGGCAUCCCUAUCAACUGUGUUGUCACAGUAUCUGUUCUAUCUUGCAUCACCUUCCUCGUGGCUAGCACCUCUUCCGUCGAGGUGUUCUUCUGGUUCGUCGAUCUGACGACCAUCGCCUUCGUACUCACCUACACAGGCAUGGUCUGCGUCUUCAUCGCCUGGUACCGCGCCUUGAAAGCGCAAGGAAUCGACCGCAAGUCCUUCGUCCCCUGGGCUGCGCCGUUCCAGCCGUACGGGGCUAUUCUUGCUAUUAUUAUCGGCUGCUUGACUGCUGUCUUCAAUGGCUUCGCUGUCUUUAAGCCUUUCAGCGUGCAGGGGUUCAUUACCUCGUAUUUCGGCCUGGCGUUCUGGGUUAUCAUGUUUGGUUUCUGGAAGGUGUAUCAUAAAAGCUCCUUUGUCAAAGUCGCAGAGGCGGAUUUGUACUCUGGAAAGGCGGAGAUUGAUGAAGAGUGCAAGAUCUGGGAAGAGGGUGGUUGGGCUGAACGGCGGAAGGAAGAGCUGGCUAAUAUGCAUUGGGUUAGGCGUGUAUGGGAGAAAAUGUGGUGA
Messenger RNA from Penicillium griseofulvum, 1644 nucleotides. Its product is annotated as putative proline permease. Gene Ontology annotation, molecular function: amino acid transmembrane transporter activity. Gene Ontology annotation, cellular component: membrane. The coding region runs from base 1 to 1644 and encodes 547 amino acids. The transcript has 2 exons. The record is from RefSeq and is a predicted model, not a curated record. Gene Ontology annotation, biological process: amino acid transmembrane transport. Lineage: Eukaryota; Fungi; Ascomycota; Eurotiomycetes; Eurotiales; Aspergillaceae.